GCACAGCGCAGUUAAAAUUCUGGACAGGUCUCACCUGAUACUAAUAAAGAUGGGGGAAAAAUCAGAAGAUUUGAACAUUGCUACAGUAUGUGCAACGAUAAAUACAGGUCUAGAACAUUUAGGCAACCAAGAAUGUGUUGAGAAAUUGGGUUCCAGCUCCCUUUCAAGAACCGUCAAGAAAUUCAGAGGACGAAUCAUAUUUGAGCUUCCUGCACAGGACAUUAAAAAGGCUACUCAACUGAGGUCAGUGGAUAACUUGUCGGUUGUUCUCAACAAUAUUAGUGAUGUAGAUUUACACCAAGAGAAGGAACAAGUUAUUGAUGACCUAUGUAAGAAAAUCAUUGAAAGCAAUUGGAAGUUAGCCUUGGACACCUGGAGACAUUUCACAAAGUCUGAACUCUGUCUGGACCCUCUUCCUGGAAAACUACCCUCUGCAUCCUCCAAAUACGUAGAUGCCAAGACAACACCAGAGGUUGGCAUCAAGGACAAGAAUGAUGACAGUCCUGGAGAAGUGCCUCCUAAGGAAUCAUCUUUGAGGGAAGUGCCUCUUGCUGAUACUCCAUCUGAAGCAUUAGCAUCAGGAGAAGUUCCUCAAGGAGAAUCGACAACCACUGUAAACCGUCCAACAUUCCGAGUGACUUGCACACGAACAGGAGAGAAACACAAAUUCAACUCUCGGGACGUUGCCCCAGCAGUGGGUAGUUUGAUCAAUGAGACCUUUGGAUGGCCCGUCAAGAUGAAGGACUAUGACAUUGAGGUGGUGGUCAAUAUCCUGGAGGACUCGACCAUGGUGUCCAUAAGCUUGACCAAGGAAUCCAUGCACAGAAGGAACAUUACUCACUUUGGUAUAACGACUCUCAAGUCGACUAUCGCAUACUGCAUGCUUCGAAUGGCUCAACCUCAACCAGGAGAAGUUAUCAUUGAUCCUAUGUGUGGUGUAGGUGGUAUCCCUCUUGAGGGUUUGCUAGAUUGGAAAUCUUGCCACGUCGUUGCUGGAGAUAUGAAUGAUGUGGCAGUAGAAAGAACAAAAGCUAACUUAGAUUCACUAUCUGAAAGAAGGAGAAGUGAUCGUAUAGAAAGACCUGAUAUUGACAACGAUGUUCUACAGUGGGAUGUAACCAAUCUACCUCUAAAAUCUGCCUCAGUAGAUGUUUUUGUCACAGAUUUGCCGUUUGGAAAAAGGCUUGGUAGCAGAAGGAAUAACUGGUCUCUGUAUCAUAAAUGCCUAGAAGAGAUGGCCAGAGUUUGUCGGCCUGGGACUGGCCGUGCUGUGCUCUUAACACAAGACAAGAAAUGUAUGGUUCAGACCCUGCAGCGGUGCCACCACAUAUGGCGCAAGAAACAUGUCUACUUCAUAAACCACGGAGGACUCAAGGCCUGCAUCUAUCUUCUCCAGAGGCCAAAGGUUAAACAACGUCGGAACAAGACAGACGGAGAAGAUGAAGCAAGAGAUGAAGAGGAAGGAAUGGAUGAGAGUACAGAGCAAGAUGAUGAAAUGCAAAGUUCUUGACUAAGGAGCCUGGUAACAUGUGCUGCAGCUUGCUCGAGUGAAGACGGUGAUGGGGUAGAUCACCCUGAUAAGUUGGGUUAAAUGAAAUCAUAUUACAUGAUAUUCUUCCUACUAAAAUCAGAAUUUUCUUCUUGCCUAGACAAUUCAUUUUUCUUUACUAUUUUUCAGAAAAAUCGUGUCUAAUUGGGGGAAAAAAAAUUAAUAUUUAGUCAUAAUGGGCCUGUAUUCUGAAGUCGGGUUUAAAGUUGUGGUU
This is a messenger RNA of Lytechinus variegatus (green sea urchin), 1763 nucleotides long. Its product is annotated as THUMP domain-containing protein 3-like. Gene Ontology annotation, molecular function: RNA binding; tRNA (guanine) methyltransferase activity. The coding region runs from base 50 to 1510 and encodes 486 amino acids. NCBI's taxonomy places the organism in Eukaryota, Metazoa, Echinodermata, Echinoidea, Temnopleuroida, Toxopneustidae. Gene Ontology annotation, biological process: tRNA methylation. The record is from RefSeq and is a predicted model, not a curated record. The transcript has 9 exons.